AUGAGGUACUCUUAUACCUGUUUAUCCAACACCACCACUCCCUUCAUUCUGCUAACAAACCCCCGCCAGUUCUUCACCAAACUCGCCGACAUCUUCACCACGCGCAGAACGAAAGCCCACGGCGCCGUCUUCCUAACUCAAAAACGACACCCCCUCGCGGGCCUACACCCGGCACAGCCCCUACCGCUCAUCAUCCGCGCCACCAACGGCAAGGGCAAGGACGACCGGGCGGCCAAGGUGAAGCUGUCGACGGUGGUGGAGCCGGACACGCUGGAGGCCUUCUACGCGCGGUAUGCCGAGGUGUGCAAGGCCGGCAUGACGGCGCUCAAGCCGCGGGACCGGACCAAGAGGAAGGCCAAGGCCAAGAAGAGGAAGGGCGGUGCGGCCGCGGCCGCGACCGCGGCUGCUUGA
Molecule: messenger RNA, 411 nt
Organism: Chaetomium globosum CBS 148.51
Lineage: Eukaryota; Fungi; Ascomycota; Sordariomycetes; Sordariales; Chaetomiaceae
Exons: 2
Coding region: 1-411 (136 amino acids)
Biological process (GO): SRP-dependent cotranslational protein targeting to membrane
Cellular component (GO): signal recognition particle, endoplasmic reticulum targeting
Molecular function (GO): endoplasmic reticulum signal sequence receptor activity; 7S RNA binding
Source: RefSeq, a predicted model, not a curated record